UCAAAAGCAACCUUAAAAGACCGUACUCCUAGCUAACCCUUUCCUUGCUUGCCUGCCCUACUUUCCCAUCCUCACCACCACUACUAUCACCUCUUCUCCAGCCAUGGUGUCCCAAUGCUGCGCCGCAGGUGAACUCCACACCGGCACGCCCCAAGGCCAAGUCACCAAAAUCCACGGCCUAGACUGCUACGUCGCCGCGCCGCCAGCGGGCACCGCACCGCAAGGCGUCAUCGUCAUUCUUCCCGACAUCUUCGGCUGGACCCUGCCCAACACGCGCCUGCUCGCGGAUUCCUACGCCGCAAAGGGCAGCUACCUCGUCUACCUGCCCGAGGCGCAGUCCGGUACACACACCUACACAAACCCCCACACCUCUCUCUCUCUCUCUCUCUCUCUCUCUUCCUUCAAGCACUAACCACUAACGAACGCACGCACGCAGGCAUGGCAUUCGCGCCCAGCCUCCUAACCUCGCUCGAAGCGCUCGAGGCGCCCGGCCUCUACGCCGCCGUAACGCGCGCCUACCACCUCGCGCGCGUCGCCGCGUCGUACGCGCCCUUCGCGUACGUCAACACGGCCGCGGCCGUGCGCGCGCGCCUGUACCCCUUCCUGCGCGCGCUGCGGAUGAAGGAAGCGCAAGCCCUCCCGCUUGGCGUCGCCGGCUUCUGCUGGGGCGGGUACUGGUGCUUCCAGCUUGCGCGGGCGGACGCUACCGUAGCGCAUCCUGAUGCUGUGGGCGCUGAAGGCGGAGCUGAAGGCGGAGCUGAAGGAAAGGAAGAAGGUGCACAAAGUGAUGCAGCGGCGCGCCCCCUCGCCGACGCCCUCUUCACCGCACACCCCUCGCUGAUGGCCAUACCGACGGAUGUCGACACCGCCACGCGCCCGAUGAGCAUCGCCGCCGCGGGCAUCGACGCGCGGUACCCGGCUGCGGACGUGGAGACGACGCGUGCGAUCCUGGCGCGCAGGACUGAGGAGUCGGGCACGCCGCACGAGGUGCGUGUGUACGAGGGGUGCCAUCAUGGGUUUGCGUUGAGGGGGAGUCGGGAGGAGGGCGAGGGGGGUGCGGAGGCGGAGAAGCAGGCUUUGGCGUGGUUUGAGGGGCGGUUUGGGGAGUUGAAGGUGUAGGGGUGGGGAAGUGUACCUAUCUAAUGUUGUACGGAACUAAUAGCUCGUCGCUUUAAACAGCGUCAGCUUAAUCAGCCACCACACCAAACCUAGACUGCAGUAAUCCAGCACCCAUCAAACCAACAACGAUAUAGUAGCGUAAGUAAGCAAUACCGCCACAUUUGACAUCUCCCC
This is a messenger RNA of Aplosporella prunicola CBS 121167, 1293 nucleotides long. RefSeq lists its product as uncharacterized. Gene Ontology annotation, molecular function: hydrolase activity. Lineage: Eukaryota; Fungi; Ascomycota; Dothideomycetes; Botryosphaeriales; Aplosporellaceae. The coding region runs from base 439 to 1119 and encodes 226 amino acids. The record is from RefSeq and is a predicted model, not a curated record. The transcript has a single exon.